AUGGAUAACGCCUUCGUUAAAACAUCGGAGGAAGUGUGUCAGUAUUUCGGUGUAGACGAAAAUUUGGGAUUAACGGAGGAGCAAGUCAGGAAACAUACAGAAAAAUAUGGACCAAAUGAAUUGCCUGCAGAAGAAGGUAAACCUUUAUGGGAGCUCAUACUGGAACAGUUUGAUGAUCUUCUAGUAAAGAUUUUGCUUCUUGCUGCUAUUAUUUCUUUCGUGCUCGCCUGGUUUGAGGAACAUGAAGAGCAAGUCACAGCCUUCGUGGAGCCCUUUGUCAUUCUCACCAUCUUGAUUCUCAACGCUGUCGUGGGAGUGUGGCAGGAACGCAAUGCAGAAAGUGCCAUUGAAGCAUUAAAAGAAUAUGAACCCGAGAUUGCCAAGGUCAUCCGCGCUAACUCCAAGAGCGUUCAGAAGAUUCGCGCCAGUUUGGUGGUGCCCGGAGAUAUUGUUGAAGUCUCAGUUGGUGACAAGGUACCUGCAGACAUUCGUAUUAUCAAAAUUACUUCUACAACACUGAGGGUAGACCAGUCCAUUCUUACCGGUGAGAGUGUCAGUGUACUUAAACAUACAGAUCCCAUCCCUGACCCUCGAGCUGUCAAUCAGGAUAAGAAGAACCUGCUUUUCUCGGGAACCAACAUUGCAGCCGGAAAAUGUCGCGGAGUCGUUAUUGGAACAGGCCUAAACACAGAAAUUGGUAAAAUCCGUAAUGAGAUGAUGGAGACCGAGACAGAGAAGACCCCCCUCCAGCAGAAACUGGAUGAGUUCAGCAACCAGCUAUCCAAGGUGAUUACAAUUAUCUGUGUGGCCGUCUGGGCCAUCAACAUCGGCCAUUUCAAUGACCCCGCUCAUGGAGGAUCAUGGAUGAAGGGAGCCAUCUACUAUUUCAAGAUUGCUGUAGCUUUGGCCGUGGCUGCUAUCCCAGAAGGUUUGCCUGCUGUGAUCACAACUUGUUUGGCCCUGGGCACUCGCAGGAUGGCCAAGAAGAAUGCAAUUGUGAGAUCCCUGCCCUCGGUGGAGACUUUGGGCUGCACAUCUGUCAUCUGUUCUGACAAGACUGGAACCUUGACCACUAACCAGAUGUCUGUCUGUAAGAUGUUCAUCUUCACACAAGUGGAAGCAAACACUAUCAAGACCCAGCAGUUUGACAUCACCGGCUCAACCUAUGCCCCAGAAGGAGACCUUUUGGUCAACAACAAAGUGGUCAAAGCCAGCGACUAUCCCGGACUGGAGGAGAUAGUCACCAUCUGUGCCAUCUGUAACGACUCCAGUGUCGACUAUAAUGAGACUAAAGACAUUUACGAGAAGGUGGGAGAGGCCACAGAGACUGCCCUGACAGUGUUAGUGGAGAAGCUGAACUUCUACAACACAGACAAAUCGGGCCUGUCCAAGCGAGAGAAGGGCACUGUCUGCUGCCAUGUGAUCCAGGACAUGUGGAAGAAGGAGUUCACCCUGGAAUUCUCCAGAGACAGAAAGUCUAUGUCCGUCUACUGUGUGCCAAAUAAACCUUUGAAAGUUUCUGGUGCACGUAUGUUUGCCAAGGGUGCCCCAGAGGGACUGCUUGACCGCUGCACCCAUGUCAGAGUUGGACAGAACAAGGUCCCCAUGUCACCAGCCAUCAAGAAUGAGAUCAUGAAACUGACCAAGCUCUACGGGACAGGUCGGGACACUCUACGUUGUCUGGCUCUAGCCACGAUUGACAACCCACCACGACGAGAGGACAUGGAUCUGGAGGAUGCCAGGAAAUUCAUUCAGUAUGAGACAAAUAUGACCUUUGUGGGUGUGGUUGGCAUGUUGGACCCCCCACGUGAGGAGGUCAAACAUUCCAUCAAAGCCUGUCGGGAUGCUGGCAUUCGAGUCAUCGUCAUCACUGGUGACAAUAAGGCCACAGCUGAAGCCAUCUGUAGAAGGAUUGGAAUCUUUGGAGAGAAUGAAUCUACAGAAGGCUUGUCCUACACUGGGCGAGAGUUUGAUGAUCUCAGUACAGAGGACCAGCGAGCUGCCUGCAUGCGUGCACGUCUGUUUGCUCGUGUGGAGCCAGCGCACAAGAGUAAAAUUGUGGAGUAUUUACAGAGUGAAGGAGAAAUUUCGGCCAUGACAGGUGAUGGUGUCAAUGACGCUCCGGCCCUGAAGAAAGCUGAGAUCGGCAUUGCCAUGGGUUCCGGAACAGCA
Molecule: messenger RNA, 2172 nt
Organism: Candidula unifasciata
Lineage: Eukaryota; Metazoa; Mollusca; Gastropoda; Stylommatophora; Geomitridae
Source: the annotation of a GenBank genome assembly